Molecule: messenger RNA, 594 nt
Organism: Gordionus sp. m RMFG-2023
Lineage: Eukaryota; Metazoa; Nematomorpha; Gordioida; Chordodea; Parachordodidae
Product: DNA-binding protein HEXBP-like
Exons: 1
Coding region: 1-594 (197 amino acids)
Biological process (GO): positive regulation of cytoplasmic translation
Cellular component (GO): cytoplasm
Molecular function (GO): zinc ion binding; mRNA binding; translation regulator activity
Source: RefSeq, a predicted model, not a curated record
AUGCGAAGAGAAAGGAGUAUUAGGAUUCGUGGGCAAUCGUUGUUGGUAGAGGGGCAUAAUGGAGAGGAUGAUAGGUUGGGGAGAGUGACGUGGUUACCGGUUCAAGAAAUAAUGAAGGGUUGGGUCAAUAAUGAAGAAAUUGACCGGUUAAAGAACGAGAGGAUAGAUGACAGACAUUUGGAUGUAUACCGUGGACGUCAAGAUAUGCCAAGGCCGUUCAACAGUGGGGGACAGAGAGGUCGGAAUGGUAGAUGUUAUAAAUGUGGGGAGAUGGGUCAUAUUGCGGUGAAUUGUAGAGAUGUCAAAUGUUUUGCGUGUGGGGAGAUGGGACAUAUUUCGACAUAUUGUCCGGGCAGAGCAGAGAGAAUACGUUGCACGGGUUGUGGAAGAUUUGGACAUGUGUUAAAGGAUUGCCGAGUGGGAAAGGUGGAAACAAGGGCAGGUUUUCCACAGAGAGGAGAGUCGUCGGGGGUCGUGAAUAUGAGGAGUAUGACGGAGAUAGUUGGAAAAGAAGGAAAGGAUAUUGGAGAGGAGAUGACGUGUUUCAAGUGCCGAGAAAGGGGACAUUGGGCCAGAGAUUGUAAUAAAGAUUGA